GUUCGCUUUCCAUCAGUUUCGAUUUUCGAAAAAAAUGUGCAUCGAGUACUGGUUGAAGUUUGUCUUGAAUUCGUAAAUGAAACGUGCGAUAAUUAGUGAUUCUUAGCGAAAAAAUGAGUCAUCUGCAAGUGUAAAUAUAUCAGACUUUCAUCCUUUUCAAUGCACUCAUCGUUGAAUCGUCUAUCAGUGAAGAUUUCGAAAUCGCAGAAAAUUCAGAAAAGAGGAUUCGUUCGAUAUUCGGUAUCAUUCUACGGUAAAUAGUGCUUGAAUACUUCUGACAUGGACGACCAAAUACUUCGAAUGAGCCAAGCUGAUUCAGAAUUCGAAACUGUGAGGUUGAUGAGCUUACAAGAAAUAUUUCGACAAAAGUUGAAGGAAUAUGUCAGGAAUACUUCUGGCAUUUAUCGUCGCAGUUCUCCGGAGCCACUUGAGCAACUCAAUUCUGACGAGUGUACGAAAGGCACCGAUACAAUCAGAGAAGAAACCAGUACGAGUCAUGAGCGAAGAAGUAACGACGUAUUGGAAGAACCUAUUUCGCCUCGUUCUGAAAAAUCGAUUACUUUCGAAAGUGAUGGAUAUGGGCAAGAAGAUGAAGACGUACUCAUGGCCGAAGAAUUCAGCUCUGACAUCGCGUGCAGUUCGGAGAAAAACAAUGCAUGUGUGAUCGAAUGGAAAACACCUUAUCCAAGAACAGUUGGUGCCUUUAAAAUCAAAUGCAAUUUGAGAAUAUUUGUUCCCUGUGACAAGAACUCCAGAUUGACGAAUCGUCGAGUUUACACCUUGGAUUGUGACGAACGUUGUAAAAAAUACGCUAGAACUGCUGAAAACCCGAAUGGAAGGUUUGAAAAUUGUUACGAAUCCAGUUGGCCCAGUUGGUUUGGUAUUGACGACUGCGACAUCGCAAGAUGCGAUUUGAGAGUAUUUCUGGACGCAGAUUCGCUCCAAAAUCGUCAAGUUUUUGUGCUCCGGUGCUGUGGAGAGUGUGGAAAAUUCUGCGAAAAUCGUGAAUCGUCUGCGGUGUUCGAAAAAUAUCUCAAGUUGACGAAUUUCAACGAUAACGAACGAAGUAGGGAAAGUUCAGUGGACGAGUUUGAAGAUUGUCACGAAUGCAGUUCUCCAUGUAACUUUGAGAAAGACCACAGCGAUGAUAGCCACAACGAAGGAAAGUGUAACUUGAGAGUGUCAUCAGAUGAAGCUUCGUCCCACGGUCGUCGGGUUUUUGUAUUGCAGUGUUUUGGCUAUUGUGGAAAAUUGUGCGAAAAUCAUAAACCUCGUGAAACUUCUGGUGAAUAUCUCGAGUCAAUGGAUUUUGAUAGCUGCGACAGCUUAUAUGACAAGUUCGAUGAUUGUUCCGAAUUCAGUUCGCUAGAUUCGUUCAAAUCAUACUCGAGGGAUGAUUACCACUAUAAUAAAAUACUCGAUUUGAUAGUCAGACUGGACGUAGAUUCAUUCCACGACCGUCAAGUUUUUGUUCUUCGUUAAUGAAAAAUAUUUUGUGUUGGGUGAGUUCAAAAGCUCGUUAAAAUAUCAGUGUUUAGUUUAAUUAUGAUUAAUUUGUGUUGUUUUUCGUUUAAGUGUUUGUUUCGAUGUGAUAUUUUUAUACGUUUUUUGAAGUUAUUUGUCACAAUAUUAUGUAAGAAAUCACGGUGCUAUCGAUCAACGUGUCGCUGUUUUUAAAUUAAAUUCUA
Molecule: messenger RNA, 1688 nt
Organism: Planococcus citri (citrus mealybug)
Lineage: Eukaryota; Metazoa; Arthropoda; Insecta; Hemiptera; Pseudococcidae
Exons: 8
Coding region: 280-1482 (400 amino acids)
Source: RefSeq, a predicted model, not a curated record